AUGCCCGACAUCACGAAGGCCCUGACUGUGCUGGAGGGUAGCAUCCGCAAGUCGGUGACCUCCGCGCGGCGCACGUUCAAGUCCUUCAGCUGCACGUCGUUCUUCUCCGAUGGGGAUGCCGACAGGAUUAUGCGCGAGGAGGACGGGGCCUCCAUCUUCGUGGAGCCCACUUCGAGGAGCGCCACGGUGGCGCGGACGGCGAGGUCUGACGAUUCCUCCGUGCCCGACGUCUCACUGCCCGUGGGCCUGCAGGCGGCGGCCGAGAAUAGCAACGACUCCGCGAGGUCCAGCGGCCCCUCCUCUGCGACGGGAAGAACCAACGAGUUGCUGGAACUGGGGUUCCGGAUGUCCAAGAAUGUGGAGCUGAAAGACAGGCAAUGGCACUGGAAAAUAUUCAAAAAUUGCUUUCUUGGGGAAGAGGCUGUGAGCUGGAUGAUAUCUGAGGGCAUUGUUGAGUGUGUGGAGGAGGCGGUGGAACUGGGCAACCGCAUGAUAGAGUCUGGUGUAAUUCGACACGUUACAGAAGACCAAAGGUUCGAGAACCAGCCCCUGUUCUACAGAUUCACAGAGGUGGUGAUUGAUGACGAUGAUGGGGAAUCCGCUACCGAUGAUUCCCUUCCAGCGAAGCUCAUGGCCAUUGGGGAGGAGCUCAUACAGACGGAGGAGAACGUUGCUGAACUGCACUCACAGCUGAAGCUGCACAGGCAGCUCAACAUUGCUCUCUUUGAGUCAGGCUCUGAGCAGCAGCAGCGGUUGGAGUGCAUGAUAGAGUGUCAGAGUGCAGAGAUCGCCAAGCUGGAGUACGUUGUGGUGCUGCAGACUUUUGUGGUGGCGUUCAUGAUUUUGGCCAUGCUGGGCUGGUGGGCUGCCCCUUUGGGAUGCCUGCUGAUCGGGGUUGCGGGAUAUAUGGGCCACAAGGCGUGGUUCCACGAAUCAUCCACCAUGCACAAGAAAUACCAUGGUGCCCACGGUGUCCUGCUCAAGCGACUCCAGGACGCCUCGAACUUCCCAGAGCAGCCCAGCACCUGCGAUCUGCAGACGGGCAACAGAUGGUCAUCGGCCGUGUGCAGUGGAUCAAGGCCAUGCGAAGAGCCAGGUGCAAGCAGCAGGUCAAGAAGCAUGGAGUUGCCCGACAAGGCAAAGGCCGCGCGACCUGAGCCAGCGAAAAGGAGAUUUAUCCCACAAGCAGCAGAUUACGAGAACUGGCCAGACAGGCCAUGCCUGUUUGCUCUGAAUACGUCGUAUUCUGGGCAGCGGGCGACACGGGGGGCUGACCCUGACAAAAUCAGGGUCAACACGGGAGAGCCCUUCCACUUUGAAAGCAACCUAUUUAAAGGCCAGGCUGUCAUGUGGGUCGCUGGGCUGGAUUCGACGCCCAAAGGUCUCUUUCAGGGCCAGAGGCGCGUCACGCACUUGGCCGUGCAAGGCCGUUUCAAGAAGGAGCUCGAUUUCACCGACGUGUUUACUGGGCAGGAAUUCUUACUGCCCCUGAAGCAUCUGCCUGCAAUGUCCCUCUUCUCGGUGCUGCUAAAGCUUGGCAAGCGGCUGAGCCCCAGCUUGGUUGCGGGCAUGACGCCCGUGCCACACAUCCUGACGCCAAUAGCGGCUGCCGCCCAAAUGAUCACCAUCAACCGUCCUGGCGAGGAGAAGUCUAUAAAUUCACCCCCCCAGGAAGACAUGCGCGUAUUGGGAACCCAGUUUUGUAAGGGCAACGGCGAGCCGAUCUCCGGGCCCCACAGAAAGAAGAUGAUGUCGGACGUUCGCAACCGAACGGGCCGAAAAUUUGACACGGAGCACGUGUACACAUUCCAUUUUUGGCAGCACCUACUGGAUCUGAGCACGUUUGAAUUAGACCUCAAUAUCAAGCAGUUCAGCUUGAGCCGCCACUUGGGUGGCCAGCCUCUGCAGCUGAUGGCAAAGACGAAGGAGUCGGGCGAUGUGGGGUGGCGAUGGCGGCCGCAGGCGACCAAACGGCGGGGACUGCGUCCCUCCACAGGAUUAAUGGGCCAAUUCCAGACCAUGGUCCACGUCAGGCCCGUGGCAUCCGGCAGGUGGCCUGGGCGCAACGCUGUUGCGCAGCGGCCUCGCUUUCGAGCCCAGCCCUGCUGUGGCUGCUGA
Messenger RNA from Ostreobium quekettii, 2118 nucleotides. The record is from the annotation of a GenBank genome assembly. NCBI's taxonomy places the organism in Eukaryota, Viridiplantae, Chlorophyta, Ulvophyceae, Bryopsidales, Ostreobiaceae.